GUCAAGGAUACGCCGUUCAGUUAUUUGUUGUGCAACGUUGUUCCUGGCAACGAGCCCCCGAGCAAGGACCUGUGCCGUGUGGAAAAUUUGAAUGCGAGCGCACCGAAAGGCUUUGAGUGCCAGGCUCGAGACAGGGAUAGCAGCAUUAGCACCUGUCUAGAUCUAGAAAAAUUUGUGUAUAUAUUAUCCGGCCGGUUGGCGGCGCAGCUAGCGUCAACGUCUCCGUCAGCGUCGCUGCCUAGCUCACCUUACAUUGCCGCAAAUUCAAAUUUGAACUUCAGUCAAGUGUCAAAGCUCAAAGGAUUAGCAUGUCCUUGCAGCUGCAGCAUGAAACUGGCCCAUCUUAAAAGUGUGAACAAGUGAAACCAUCAAGAAGAACUACUCCCAAAUCUCCACAAAAAACCCAUUAAGUUGCCAAAAACUCUUAAGCCAGCAACUUUAAAACUUACGAUAAAUAAUAACAAAGGACACCUAUUCAGAGACACACUUUUAGUGCCAAUUAGCGAGAGAGGUUUUAGCUUUUCGAAAAGGAAACGAAGAAUAUGGCGCCACAACAACAGAACUCAACAUUCAUCGAUGAUAAUCUGGACAGCUGUCCAUCGCUAUUGAAUCUACCAGAAAGCCCCAUCCUGCCGCCACGUCGAUGUCAAAAUCAAGACACCAACAAUAACAAUAAUAAGCGGGCUGCAUCGCCACCUAGGAUGGAGCCGCCUCCUCAGCCCGUAUGCAAAAAUAAACACGGCAAGGCAAACGGAAACGGUGGCCAGGCUCGGCGCCAUCGUUCCAUUUCCCUCUAUGGCGUUAAUAUCACUGUGGAGCAGGGCCACAAGGAAAUCCCCAUUUGGAUGGACGACGGCGAGCCCCGUUACGUUUCGGGAGUUACGAACAAGACCACAUGCAAUGACAUAAUCAAGGCCCUGAUUGAUGACGAAUUGAGAAAUAGCGACGGCGGGAAUUACUGCGGCAAUCAUAAUAAUUAUAAUCCAAAAGAUGGCGGCGACGACGGCCAUAGGAAGAGAACGACGGCAGCAUCGCGUGACUACGGCGAUUACAUUAUAACGGAAAGUUGGGGCGGCAUAGAGCGCAGCUACGAUGGCAACAUGGCCAUUUUGCCCGUUUGGCGCGCUUGGAGCCGUGUACACAAUGAGCUCCGUUUAUCAUUGAAGCAUCGUGACAAUUUCCAGGACCCCCUGACGAUGCAAUUAGUGCCCCAUGCUCCUCCACCAGCCUGCUCAUCGACCUUCUCCAUGAUCAAAUGGCUGAAAAAGAUGUUUAAUCCUAGCAAACACAAGAAGACCCCCAAACUGCCAAAAACACCUCCAAAGGUGCCCAAUAAAGUGAAAGAGAAGUGCCUACUCACCAAAAAGCAGGCAAUACCCGAUGAACUGGUCCUGGUUAUAAUGCCCGAUCAGUUCUAUAAUGGAAAGAAAAGUGGAAACAAAUCAAAGCUCUAUAAACUGGCUGAAAAACAGCGUGUCUCAAAGCAGCGACUACGUCGACGAAGCUGUCGUGAAAAAACUGCAUCUUCUCUAGAAUCCUUUCAAACAGCCAUUCCAAGCGAAUGCAAUAAUAACAAUAAUGUCAAUAAUAAUUGCAUCAGGAGGCGCAAGGAUCGGCCGCUGAGAAACAGUGUUCGCAACAAGUUGGCGGCUCUUCAUGCCGAUAUGAAUAUCCGGUACGAGAGGGAGUACGCUCUGACACGACAGCUUUCCGAAAAGUGCCGGCUGUACCGGAUGCAAAAUGAGCGGUACAAAAGACCGGAAAUGGAGGUAUCGGUGGGGCAAUUGCAGCAGAAUAUCGAAGCUUAUGCAGAGGACAUUAUAAAAACUGAACACGAACUGUUAGAGCUUAAGAACGAAAUGAAACACGACAUAUCGCUAAUAAAUAAUCUGAAACGACUGACUUUGGAGCACACGGAAGCCGCUAAGGAAUCCGGAGUGGGUCCAGUAAAAACUGAGACUCGGCCACCCAAUGAAUUCAAAAAUACACCUCAAGUUGCUAAAAAGACACCCGAAAUGCAGUUUGUCGAUAAUAUAUACGAGUUUUGCGACAAUAAUGCAAGCAUGUUGGUUUAA
Messenger RNA from Drosophila bipectinata, 2075 nucleotides. RefSeq names its product meru (gene meru). Lineage: Eukaryota; Metazoa; Arthropoda; Insecta; Diptera; Drosophilidae. The record is from RefSeq and is a predicted model, not a curated record.